UCGGACAUGAUGGGAAUUCUUGGUGUCUUAGUACAAUGGAAGGUACAGAUUCCCGUAGCUGCGUGUAAGACGCGUCGGAUUUCCAGAGCGAUAUACCAAUCAUGCGCACAAACGAACCUACAACUACGCACGAGCAACUAUGGCAGCUGACAUCAAACGUUGGACCGAACAAGCAAUGUGAUGCCCUUCUACAGGUGUAGGCAAUGAACGUCCUCUGCUUGAUUACUGGAAUCGCAGCAGGUAAGUAUUUCGUACUGCACAAAGACACCGGCAAGGGAAAGCUAUCGACAAAAAAGCAAGUCCUCUCACGGUACUGCGUCACCCCCCAAGCUCGUGGCGAAAAGCAAUGGAUUCGAGAAAUAGCAUAGAGUGUGGCGUAAUAGGAAAUAGGUGAACACAGUGCG
Serpula lacrymans var. lacrymans S7.9 is the source of this 404-nucleotide messenger RNA. RefSeq lists its product as uncharacterized. The record is from RefSeq and is a predicted model, not a curated record. Lineage: Eukaryota; Fungi; Basidiomycota; Agaricomycetes; Boletales; Serpulaceae. The transcript is spliced from 3 exons. The coding region runs from base 204 to 368 and encodes 54 amino acids.